AUGGCAUUAGGGUUAUUUUGGCAAUACGUUAAUAGCUUUAACAAAGGACAUUGCUUAUCAUUCUCCACUAAUGAUAAAUUCAUACAUUUUAUAAAAUGUUCAAAUAAUUUAUUACCUACCAUAGACAAUCUUAGGAAACGGAACGAAUUGUAUAAUCAAGUCAAAUGUCCAAUGUGCUUACAUGAUGAUGAAGAUAUCUGGCAUAUUGUUAUAUGUCCAGGUCAUGAAGAUGGUUUUCAGCAGGUUGAGUUAGAAGUAACAUCCAAGAUUAUGAAAUUUAUUAAGAAAUCCACAUCCUCAACAAAGAUAGUACAGGAACAGUUAGAACGUAUUAUCUUUGAAUAUAAGGACGAAGCUUUCCCUCUUAUUAAAGAACGUAACUGUAUUGAACUUACUAGAGGGCUUAUCUCAGAUACAAUUAUAACAAAACUUCGACGCUUCUUGUCUAAAAAAGUAACCAAUGAGGUUGUCAGUAGAAUUAUAAAACAUUUCCACAAGGCUUUCAGGAAGUACAUAUGGAAUCCACGAUGCUAUGAAUUGAAUAUACUUGAAGCUAAAUUGGACAUCACUAAAAAAGACAAGAUGAAUACUGUUAGAAGCCAUUCGUGUUCUAUAUCUCAACAACUUGACAUACAACAGACACAAGGAACACUGGAUAAAAAUGAACUUUUGCGUAAAACUUUGACACGUUGCAAGAACUAUAUCCACUCACUUAUAACAAAAGGCUCUUCACAAUCAUGGAAAACAUAG
Molecule: messenger RNA, 750 nt
Organism: Rhizophagus irregularis DAOM 181602=DAOM 197198
Lineage: Eukaryota; Fungi; Glomeromycota; Glomeromycetes; Glomerales; Glomeraceae
Source: RefSeq, a predicted model, not a curated record